AUGGGCAGUGUAUUUCUACCGCACUUACACAGUGGAUGGCACGUCGAUCAGGCUAUUGUUACAGAGCAAGAGCGUCUUGUCGUCGUGCGUUUCGGCCGUGACUGGGACAAGGACUGCAUGCUCAUGGACGAAGUCCUCUACUCGAUUGCGGAAAAGGUCAGAAGGUUUGCUGUCAUCUAUUUGUGCGACAUUGACGAGGUGCCCGACUUCAACGAUAUGUACGAGCUUUACGACCCGAUGACCGUGAUGUUCUUCUAUCGAAAUAAACAUAUGAUGUGUGACUUCGGCACUGGUAAUAACAACAAGAUGAAUUUUGUGGUAGAAGAUAAGCAAGAGAUGAUAGACAUUCUGGAGACCAUAUUCCGCGGAGCCAGAAAGAACAAGGGGUUGGUUGUGUCGCCGUAUGACUACAACAGCAAGCGCGUGUGA
Messenger RNA from Lachancea thermotolerans CBS 6340, 429 nucleotides. RefSeq names its product U4/U6-U5 snRNP complex subunit DIB1 (gene DIB1). The transcript has a single exon. Lineage: Eukaryota; Fungi; Ascomycota; Saccharomycetes; Saccharomycetales; Saccharomycetaceae. Gene Ontology annotation, biological process: mRNA splicing, via spliceosome. The record is from RefSeq and is a predicted model, not a curated record. The coding region runs from base 1 to 429 and encodes 142 amino acids. Gene Ontology annotation, cellular component: U4/U6 x U5 tri-snRNP complex; U5 snRNP; spliceosomal complex.